UGGUUAGCUUGUUUGCUCAAACGAUUCUUACAGAUCCGCCCAGGAAGUAGCAAACAGGGCGAGAGUGCAGAACGAAAAACAUCGUAACAAACGGCCAGAAAGUUGUGAGAUUGUGGCUUUCAAGAGUUGUAUGUGUCAGUGAUGUCUAUGAUCUUCAGUUUCUAUUGAAAUAGUCCAUGGAAAAGAGGUUUGGGCGAUAAGAUACGGUUCACCGACCAAGAUGGGUAGAAAUGGCGGGGUUUGUUUUAGUUUCGCAUAGCCUUCCGCUAGGUAUACGAGUUUUUACGCGAACGGAUCAGCAGGUAGAAAACUGAGGCAAUACUAAUUGUACCCCGAUCACAUUGGUACCAAAUAAACUUGUUGGACGAGUAGGCUAUUACAAUAUUUUUAUUUGAAGUGUUUACUUAUUUUUCUCUCAACUGCCUCCUGGGUCCUACUAACAUGACGCCCGACCUCCUUAACUUCAAGAAGGGAUGGAUGUCAAAACUGGAUGAGAAUGGAGAGUGGAAGAAGCACUGGUUUGUGCUGACCGAUGCUGGUCUGAGGUACUACAGAGACUCUGGGGCAGAGGAGAAGGAUGAUCUGGAUGGGGAGAUUGACCUGAAGUCCUGUGUAAAAGUGUCUGAGUUUGAUGUAGAGAAGAACUAUGGAUUUCAAAUACAGACGAGGGAGGCAGUUGUCACACUGUCAGCUAUGACUGCAGGGAUCAGGAGGAACUGGAUUGAGGUUCUGAGGAAGAGUGUUCGGCCCAGCAGCUCUCCAGACCUUACACAACUGCCUGACAGCAGUAGUGACAAGGAGAACUCUCGCUCCCUGGCCUCCACUCGUCCACCACCUUCUCACCACGGGGAUGCUGGAUCAGAAAUCACCACCUCCACCGGACGCCGAUUUGACUGUGUCGAGCUGUCACCAGUGCCCGUCCCCACCAGCCCUCUGCCAGCCACUCAGAGAGAGGCAGGGGAGGGGCAGGGCAGGGAGCACGCCCAAUGGCAGGAGGAGAGGAGCAGAGACGUGACCAGUAGCACAUGGGAGCAGGUGCUGUCGAGGAAAGGGCCGGGUGUAGGCUCAGAUCCCAGGAUAAGAGCAGAGGAGGACAUUGAGAGAAAGUGGGCAGAGUUUGAGCGACUGCCACUAAAGGAGAUGAGGUCACUACUGCCAAUGGGCUCAAGGUCCAGCCAUCCAGCCAAUGAGGCGCUGCAGAGGGAGGUGGCGUCUCUGAGGCAGCAGCUGGAGCGUUUGCAGGGAGAAGGGUGGGGUGGGGGGAGGGUGGGGGGGGGAGGUAGCUGUGGUCGGGAGGCUACGUGCGGCCGCAGCCUUCAGGCCAUGGAGCGGGCCCACAAACAGGCCCUGGAGGAGCUGCAGAAGCAGCAUGCCCGCGAGACCCGGGAGCUGGAAAGGGACAGGGACCGGCUGCUGCGGGAGGAGACCCAGGACACAGCACAAGUUAUGGAGACACUGAAGAAGGCCCACAGGGAGGAGCUGGAGAGAGAGGUGGAGAAGGCAAAGCGGCUUGGUGGAGGGAGUGCCAACACACAGACCCUACGCACACAGCAGCAGGUAGAGACCCAGGCCCUGCAGAGGGAGCUGUCCGGCCUGUCUGAGAGGUACUCCCAAAAGUGUCUGGAGUUGAACAGGGCUGAGCAGAGCAACGGGGAGAGGGAGAAAGACAUCACUCGCAAGGAGAGCGAGCUGGAGCAGCUGAGGAAAGAGAACCAGGACCUACAGACCCGUUUGAUGGAGGAGAUCAGCCUCAUGCGCUCCAUCGUCACGGGCCAGGGGUCGGAGGGUGUUUCCCAUGACAACCAGGACAGGCCGUCCUGUGAGCUGGAGGUUCUUCUCAGGGUGAAGGAGAAUGAGGUGCAGUACUUGCACAAGGAGAUCAGCUGUCUGAGGAACGAACUGCAGUUCCUGAACACGGAGAAGCAGUCGGCCUGUGAGCAGUAUAAAGAGGUGCACGGGGAGCUGAGUGGUAUGAGGAGCAGGAGCGAGAGGGAGAUCCAGAGCCUUAGGGAGCACCUGAGAUUGGCCAUGGUUGCCCUGCAGGAGGGCCAGAAACUAGGCAACAGCCUGGAGCACUGAGAUACCGCCCCUGGGGCUCUGCUCAGAGACACAGAGAGUCGUGUGGGCACAAUGGUGACUGAAAUAGGAGAGGAGCAGAAGUUUUCACACCAGAAGAUGCCGGCUAGGGGGACCAUGAUAGUGCCUUAGCUUUCAAUCAUUCAGCCAAUGAGCGGCAUAGACUAGGAUCAGCUGAUCGGUCAUAUUACACUGGGUCGCGCACAUUUUUAUCUGCACUUUUUAAACUGUUUUUUCUAUUGUGGAUGUGCGAGAGUGAGUGAAUGAAAAUAUUGGUCUGAGAAACUGGAUUAUUUGUGGAAAGUUGCUGUGAUGAAUUUGUGACCUGAAACAGUACUGGAUUACCUUUCUCUGAAUACCUACUUACAUGUAGACACUGUUUACAUGUUGACAGUAGCCAACAUACAAACAGUUGGUCUACAUGUUGGCUACUGUCAAAAAGCUGAAUACGGAAGCAGGAUAUAAUUCUCGCCAAAAACAAAACUAUUUUCAUCUCAGAGCAUGGAUUUGUACAGACCAAUGAGUCAUUCCAUGUUAGUUCAGCAAGCCAUGACACCCACCAUCUCGGAUUGGUCCGAAAUCGUUUCUGUAGUUGGCAACGGUUAAGAUUGGCA
Molecule: messenger RNA, 2690 nt
Organism: Coregonus clupeaformis (lake whitefish)
Lineage: Eukaryota; Metazoa; Chordata; Actinopteri; Salmoniformes; Salmonidae
Product: TRIO and F-actin-binding protein
Exons: 13
Coding region: 442-2079 (545 amino acids)
Biological process (GO): actin filament organization; positive regulation of substrate adhesion-dependent cell spreading
Cellular component (GO): actin cytoskeleton
Molecular function (GO): actin filament binding
Source: RefSeq, a predicted model, not a curated record